This is a messenger RNA of Solea senegalensis (Senegalese sole), 3024 nucleotides long. It is a transcript of the gene ankrd53, whose product is annotated as ankyrin repeat domain 53. The record is from RefSeq and is a predicted model, not a curated record. The transcript has 7 exons. Lineage: Eukaryota; Metazoa; Chordata; Actinopteri; Pleuronectiformes; Soleidae. Gene Ontology annotation, molecular function: protein binding. Bases 39 to 1214 code for a protein of 391 amino acids. Gene Ontology annotation, biological process: regulation of mitotic spindle organization; regulation of mitotic cytokinesis; positive regulation of microtubule polymerization. Gene Ontology annotation, cellular component: spindle pole.
AAUUGUGGCAUCCCAUUGCUGCCAGGAGCCAAGCAACCAUGGAACCUGUCAACAAAUCCAGGGAAAUGGGACGUGGGAAACGCAAAACCCGGAAACUUCCCUGCACUGAUUUACCGGACAGACAUGCGCCCCCUGCUGUUGAUGUGGAGAAGCUGGACGUCAGUGUGAACUCACAGGGUCUGUCAGCUCUGCACCUGUCCAGUCUUUAUGGUCAGCUGGAUGCUCUUCAGAGGCUGGCCGUGUCGUCGCUGCAGGGGCAGAUCAACGGCAGCGAUCCUCAGGGUCGUCGGCCCAUUCACAUGGUCAUGUCCUGGAGAAGCGCGCCCAACACGUCCGCCUGUCUGCGCUGCCUGCUCGAGCAUGGAGCUGAUGUCAACAUUGCCACAGACGGUGGGCAGACGCCGCUGCACGUGGCUGCCUCUGAAGGCCUUCUGGACUGCACACAGACCCUUGUGCAGGCCGGUGCUGAUGUGACGUCUCAGGACAGCAUGGGACACACCCCUCUGGAUUUGGCCCGCAUCUGGUGCCACAGAGAGAUCGCACGGUAUCUAAAGAGCUGCAUGUGGGAGGUGGAAAAGAAGAAAGAAAUGAAGGAGAGGAAGCUGGCUCACGCUUUAUACAGAGAACUCAUCAUCACUGCUAAAGUGAAUGAUGGCAAUAAAGGGACACUCAUAGAUGAGAAGAUGGCAGAAUGGGCCAAAAAGAAGGGUUUUCCUCACCUAAAGGACUAUUCCCCCAAAGUCUCAGUGAGUCAGUACCACAUGCAGUGCCUCUCAUCUAAUCAGGACGGCUCUGAUCGAAAAGCUACCAAGGGCCUGAGGAAGAACCAGCGAAAAGUGCAACAGGAGAUCACUUUCUCAAAGUCGCCCGCAGCCACAGAGCCUGAAAUCGUCGACCGCCAACAAAGGACGGCCUUCUCAGAACUGGACCUCUGGGGCAGUGUGACAGUGUGGAGGGACAGCAGCAGCAGCCUGCCUCACUACACCACCAAGUGGGACACGGUCCCUCACACUGCCCCUGACCUGCCUUUGGAUGUCCUUAAGAAGGUGUUGUUCCCCAGAGCGUUCCCCUCCAGGAUCUUCUCGCCUCAGCACUUCCAGCCACAGAACAUCGAGGAGGUCCAACACAAAGGAAGCCCCAAGGGGCGGAGCUCCUCCCCCUGGACAGAGGUGGCCAUGCACAUGGCUGAAGUGCUGGAGCCUGGACACUACUAAGUGACAGACGUCCGUUACAUCCAAAUCAUUGUCAAAUCGGUUCACACAAUGCUAGUUAUGCCUGUAAGCUCCACUCCAACUCUUUCUGUUAAUCGAAAUGUGUGAAUGCCAAAAUUCGAAAUGCCACAAACCCGAGAAAGCAGCGUGAGUCAAGGGUUGAGAGGAAGAUGAGAACUGGGUCACCUGUCACACGUUCCACUGCAUGUUCACUGAUCCCCCAGAGAACCGAGUCAGGAUCCAGGUGUCGCACGGUUCAGUCAAACUUUCCUGGUGGUCAAAAACACAGGCGUAGACGGAGAAAAUACUUUUUAAUUUGAACCGACGUCCCAAUAUUUACAAAAAAACUGCAAAUUUGCAAAGACCAACAGUUAAAGCAGAUGUUACGCUCUCUAAAUCAGAGCCAAGACCUCAUGAAACAGAGAUUCCCAAAGACUGGGUUGGGACCCACAUGAGAUUUUUUUUGUUUUUUAAACUUUUAGUUAAAAUUUAUAACAUGCAUUAAAAUGAAGCUUUACUAUGAUUGGUUUACCUUUUUCAAAAUGAUAUAAGGUGUUACAGAUAUAGCAUUAAGUUCUUUUCUAUAUUUGGCACAAAUUUGCGCUCUUCCUAAUGCAUGUUGUGAUUUGGGUCAAUAUUGUUUGACAUUUUUAAAAAGUGGUUCCCCAAAUAGAAAGACUGGGAACACUAGCCUGAAGGAUCAAAAGAUGCAUCCUUUUAAACUCUUGGCUUCUCCCAACAGCCAUAUUCACCCCCUCCCAACAAUAUAUAAACACAUUUUACACAGAAAUAAACAUUUUAACCACCAUUCUGCCAACAAAUCAGGUUAAAAACCUCCAAAUACAUAAUAACAAAGAACGUGUGCUCAUGGGACGAUGUCACGCUGCCAGGACACUUGCCUCAGACUGUUUUGCCCACUGUGACCACGACACAUGGGACUUGGUUGACACGAGGCCAUCCAGUUAAGACAGUCUGGUGCUCACACACAUCAUGUUGAGGGACAGAUGAAAUAAACAUAGUGCACAGUUUUGCUGAAUGAACCUGAUGUGAUUAGAAACGUCAGUUUAUGCCUCUUAAACACCAAACUGGGAACAAAAAUCACAAUUACAGCAUCAUCUUAUUUCAACUAAACAUUUUUUAUUUUAUUAACAACUGCGUGUGUAUAUACCAACCUACAAUGAUUCUCACUCUGAAAUUGUUAGAAAGAACUUUUGCCUCUUUAAGACUUUCAUCACAGCCAUGUUUCACAGCUUUUGUCCCCAACACCCGGGAAGUUUCAGGUUUGAUCUUCAGACGUGUAUUCAUCCAUCUUUGAUGAUGAAUGUACAAAAAGAAAAAAAAUAAUCAGUUUGUCACAUUUGUUGACUUGUUAAAAAAUAGUCCACAAAAAGAGAGUAAGGUUGCAGGUAACCGCUCUGGUCUGUGCAUUAUAUCCAUGGCCAUGAUCCACUGGUGCACCAAAAUUAAGGGUUAAAAGUAAGAUCCCCCCACAACAUAACCAGACUCUGCCAUUUGAAGUAACCUUAGGUACUUCAGCAAUAAACUGUUGAAUUUUCCUGCACGUGGAUCAAUAAUAUUAUACCUCAAGGCACAGACUUAAGCGCUAAGUCAGUAAUGUACCAUAAACUUGUCUUAGUGGCAGUUCACAUGCAGCUUCUGAAAAUGUUUGAAAACUACAUAGAAGAAGUGAGAACCAAGUCACUAGUGGGGUUCUGUAAUUACAAAGCAAAACCUAAACCUGGGAGCUGCUGAGGUGACUGAAGUUGCUUCACUGAAUGCAUCCAACUAAGAAAAGAAAACAAAAAAAAAUUGA